AUGUUUUGGCUAAAGAAGCUCAUUCGUGAUGAGCGCUUCCUCUUUGGCGCGCUGGCGAUCAACGUCGUCACAUGGGUCAUCGCCUCUCGCUAUCUCCUGAAGAAAUGGCGCGACGAGGCUGAGAUCAAGCCGCAGCAGCCCAAGACGCAGUACAUCACGCAGGAGACGGAGGACGCCCUCAAGCUGAGUACGCUGGAGACACUGCUGGGACACUACAACUAUGCGAUCCGUGAGACGGCGGCCAAGAUCGUGUGCGACAGGGCCGUAAACGAUAAGGAGACGGUUGAUAUGCUACUUUGGGGCAUCACGAGGCCGGAUUAUGACGAGCGGAUAAAGAACCUGAGGGCGCUUGCGAUUAUUACGGAUCAGCAGAGCCUCGAACGUCUCCAUUGCUUCAAAGCUUACUCCGCACUCGUCCGCUCUCUCGAGCUUUCCCUCGACCCCGAACAAGAAGUUCUCAACGACCCCAACUGGGACGACUACCCGCUGCGCGACAUGACAGAGAAGCUCUGCCUCAUGUUCAUCUCCCAACUCAUCAACUGCUACGACUGCGAAAAGCUCGUCAAAGCCAAGUUCGUCGAGAAGUGGCUCGCCAAACAGAACUGGGGUUCAACCCCCGAAGAACGCUUGAAAAAUUUCAGCCAGUACAACGAAGUCCGUAACAACCGCAUCACAGACAUCGUCGCCGUUCUGAGGACCUCGCGCUCCGGGCGCGCGGCGCUCGAAAAGGCAGGUCUGUUGGAGCCCGUGCUGUCGCCGAUAGACAGCGAGGUGGGGGAUAACGAGGCGUACCGGCUCAGCGUGGUCAUGUCGGGCAAUUUUACGCUGAAUAACCUGCAGGAGCACGCCAAUGCGGUGAUGCGGUCGCUGGAGGCGGCAGCGCGGACAGCGGAGGAGCAGAGGAGACAUCGGCAUCGCGAGGCCAUGGUGUUGAAUGAUGGGAGCAGGCCGGUGAAUAGCGAUGAUAUUAUCCAGCCGGAGCCUAGGUCGCCUUCGUGA
Molecule: messenger RNA, 999 nt
Organism: Thermochaetoides thermophila DSM 1495
Lineage: Eukaryota; Fungi; Ascomycota; Sordariomycetes; Sordariales; Chaetomiaceae
Exons: 2
Coding region: 1-999 (332 amino acids)
Source: RefSeq, a predicted model, not a curated record